AUGGAAGAAAAGUCCACACUGACCUUAGCUUCUGCUCAAGGCCACAGGUUCAAAUGCCUGCAGACGCCAAGCACAUGGCGGAAGGGCAACAAUACCCAGCUGCUGGCAGUAGUUGCUCGUAAGGCAAGUUCCCUGAUCAACCUCUACUGCUCCUCCCAGCAAGUCCUGUGCCAGAUCGUUGGUGACCUCAGCCCUGAGGUGCCCAGGAAUGCUACUCUUGAGAGCUGGCAGGAGAGGAUCCGGCGGAACUAUGGCUUUUACAUCGGCCUGGGCCUGGCCUUCCUGUCCAGCUUCCUCAUCGGCUGUAGUAUCCUCAAGAAGAAAGGCCUCCUGCGUCUCGUGGCUACGGGAGCCACUCGGGCCGUGGACGGAGGCUAUGGCUACCUGAAGGACGUGAUGUGGUGGGCAGGAUUUCUCACCAUGGCUGCAGGAGAAGUCGCCAACUUCGGGGCCUACGCAUUUGCACCUGCAACCGUCAUCACACCCCUGGGAGCGUUGAGUGUCCUCAUAAGUGCCGUCCUGUCCUCGUAUUUCCUGGGAGAGAAUCUGAACCUGCUGGGGAAGUUGGGCUGUGUGAUCUGUGUGGCUGGAAGCACCGUGAUGGUGAUACACGCCCCCGAGGAAGAGAAGAUCACAACUAUCAUGCAGAUGGCUUCCAAGAUGAAGGACACAGGGUACAUCGUGUUUUCUGUGCUUCUGCUGGUGUUCUGCCUCAUCCUCAUAUUCAUUGUCGCCCCUCGUUACGGGCAGAGGAAUAUCCUCAUCUAUAUCAUCAUCUGCUCCGUGAUCGGGGCCUUCUCGGUGGCGGCCGUCAAGGGUUUGGGUAUCACCAUCAAGAACUUCUUCCAAGGGCUGCCAGUGGUACGGCAUCCCCUGCCCUACAUCCUGUCCCUCAUCCUGGCACUCUCCCUGAGCACUCAGGUCAAUUUCCUCAACAGGGCACUGGACAUCUUUAACACCUCGCUGGUGUUCCCCAUCUACUACGUGUUCUUUACCACGGUGGUUGUCACCUCCUCCAUCAUUCUCUUCAAGGAGUGGUAUAGUAUGUCGGCCGUGGACAUUGCAGGCACACUCUCCGGCUUCGUCACAGUCAUCCUGGGUGUGUUCAUGCUGCAUGCCUUCAAGGACUUGGAUAUCAGCUGGGCCAACCUUCCCCACAUGCACAAAAGCCCGCCCCCAGCUCCUGCCCCAGAGCCCACCGUCAUUAGACUGGAAGACAAGAACGUCCUGGUAGACAAUAUAGAGCUUGCCAGCACCCCGUCGCCAGAAGAGAAGCCGAAAGUAUUUAUAAUCCAUUCUUAA
This is a messenger RNA of Carlito syrichta (Philippine tarsier), 1302 nucleotides long. It is a transcript of the gene NIPAL4, whose product is annotated as NIPA like domain containing 4. Gene Ontology annotation, biological process: magnesium ion transport. Gene Ontology annotation, molecular function: magnesium ion transmembrane transporter activity. Gene Ontology annotation, cellular component: membrane. Lineage: Eukaryota; Metazoa; Chordata; Mammalia; Primates; Tarsiidae. The record is from RefSeq and is a predicted model, not a curated record.